Molecule: messenger RNA, 1494 nt
Organism: Oryza sativa Japonica Group (Japanese rice)
Lineage: Eukaryota; Viridiplantae; Streptophyta; Magnoliopsida; Poales; Poaceae
Source: RefSeq, a predicted model, not a curated record
CCCCCACCACCUCUGUUAACUGACCCCACCCCGUCUCGCUCGCCGCAUCACGCGCCGCGCGACACAAUCAGUUCACCACCGCAGCCACCCCUAGCUAAAUCCCUCGGCGGCGGGGGAGGUGGCGGCGUGCGUGGGCAUCUCGGCGGGGGUCGUACGCUCAUGUCGGCGCUGGUUUGGCUCUGCGUAUUGGUUUUAAGUGGAUUUCCUGUGCACAAUGUCAUCGAUUCUUCGAUCCAUUCAGCUGAGGAACAGUAUAUGGAGUAGCUUCCCUGUCAGAUUUCUUAAGCAACAAGCCGGAUUAUCAACUGUAGAAUUGCUUGAUCCUAGAAGCUGUGGGAAACGACAUUUCACAACACAAGUACAGGAACAUGGGAAGGAAGUUGCGGCGGCAGCAACUAUUCUAGUUUUUGAUCUUGAGACUACUGGCUAUUUCCAUAAGGAUCAUAGAAUAGUUGAGUUUGCACUCUGUGAUCUUUCUGGAGGAAAGAAUAGCACUUUUGAAACUCUUGUUAAUCCUGAAAGGACUGUUCCUGACUACGUUGAACAUCUCAUUAAAAUUGGCACUGAUCUCGUGUGCAGGCCUGGUAUCCCAAGGUUUAGUGAUGUAAUCCCACUACUAUUGGCAUUCGUUCGAAGUCGCCAAGCUCCUGGCAAGCCAGUUCUGUGGGUUGCUCAUAACGCAAAACAAUUUGAUGCUCGUUUCCUUGCUCAGGAGUUUGAUCGUUGUUCAGCACCACUUCCUGCAGAUUGGCUGUUUUUUGACACCCUUCUCUUGGCAAAAAAGAUGGUGAAAGCAGAGGGGAAAAAACGUCGUACAAGCUUGGAGGCACUGAGAGAACACUAUGGCAUCGUCUCGCAUGACGAUGCGCAUAGAGCAAUGCGAGAUGUUAUGAUAUUGUCUCAGGUUUUCCAGAAAAUGACUUUUGAUCUAAAACUGACAAAUGAAGAACUAAUAAACGAGGCCAUGAAGCUCCCGUUCCAUGUGUUCUGUGAUUCUGUCUGCUUGCUUUUUCUAUGGACCAGUUUCGAACAGCAGUCUGAACCAGAGAGAGAAGAAAUUUAGAUGUCUCGGAGGUUUGCACACGAUCAACGGAUCAAGCCAUCAAGGUACAUGGGAUGAUGGGAGGGAAACCUGGUACCCGUACGCCCUCUUGCAGCAUGAGAAAUGGACCUGCAGGAUCAGCUAUAGCACAUGCAUGUUUUGCUCCCAGUUGGUUGCAGCUUCAACACAUGGGAAACGGGCGGCUCCACAUCCAUCUUGCGCUGACCGCGUCCUGCAUGUAUGGCGCCAGCAUCGGCCACGAGGCUUCGAUUUCUUCUUCCUGGCCCGCCAUGACCCGCACUCCUUCCGAUUGCACGCUAGCUUAUUUACUCUUUAUCGAACUUAACAAAGGUUGAUCAAAUUUAUAGAAAAAAAAUUAACAUCUAAAAUAUGAAAUUAGUUUUAUUAAACUUAAAAUUGAAUGUAGUUUGAUAACAUGUUUGUUUUGUGUU